AGUCGGACGUGUUUUAGCCGCAAAAGAAAGGAAAGCCGAGGGAAUAUAAUAAUAAUAAGGGAGAAUACCCAUAGCUUUCGCUAACCGUUUGUUCAUUCAUAAAGCCGUGUCCUUUUACGCGAAAGCCACAACAAACUCGCUUCCUCGAGGACAACGACAUCUCUCGUGUGUGUUAGUGUGUGUGUAUGUGAGUGCUCUUAUGUAUUUUUGUGCCGACAGGAAAUACUCGACCAAGGUGAUAGAGAAGAACACAUAAUAAUUGCAAAGGACAACCAAUUUAGUUGAUGUCCAUUCAGUUUUCCUGCGGAGAAAGCGCGGCUGCUAAUGCAUUUGUCGUGGGGAUAAAGUUUAUACCAUUAAGGCGGCGUGAGGUACAUAUGCAAAUGUCAGCUUGUUAACGACAAAGUUGAAUGAUUGAAAAUGCAAAUUGCAAACGCCACUGACUUGCUUCGGUGCUCGUUGUCGAGCUAAACAACAACAAAAGUAACAAGAAAAACAAAAAACAAAAGCGGUGCAUCAACACCACAAAUUAACCCACCGGCGGUGCCGACAACAACCAGUUAAAGUGGCGGAAAUGACACAGUCAAAAUGUAUCGUUGCAAAAAUUGGUUUUGUGCGCGCAGCAACAACAACAACUAUGUCGAUGUGGCACUAAGUGAGGCGCCACCCAUCCACACAACAACACCAAAUAGCCGCAACAGUAGCGCCACCAACAACAAUAACGUAAGAAGCAACAGCAGCAAAAGCAAUCAACAGACAGUGGGCUAUAGAGGUGCUACCAGUGCCACCACCCACCCAACCUCCACCCAUCCAACCGCCCCCCAUUCGACCGAUGAACCAUCACCGCCACAGGCCCAUGUGGUCACCUUUCUGGACGAAACCACUGCAAGCGGUAGCAACGGAGCCGUGACCAGUAGCCGACUGGUCACCACCGCCGAACUGCACCAAGCCCACAUGCUGGAGCACCACUCGAAUCUGGACGCCAUUGAGCAGGCGGAUGACUUUAUCUAUGGACCAGGAGCAGGACUAUCGCUCUGCGACGACAGCCUGCCGUCGGCCAAAAACUGCUAUCGGCUGGUCAUGCUCGGCUCAUCACGCGCCGGCAAGUCAUCGAUUGUGGCACGUUUCCUGGGCAAUCGGUUCGAGGAGGCCUAUACGCCGACCAUUGAGGAGUUCCAUCGCAAAUUGUAUCGCAUACGGAAUGAGGUCUUUCAAUUGGAUAUUUUGGAUACUUCUGGCUAUCAUCCGUUUCCCGCAAUGCGUCGUUUAUCAUUUCUAACUGGGGAUCUCUUCAUCCUUGUUUUCAGCAUGGAUUCCCGAGAGUCCUUCGAAGAGGUGGUACGCCUGCGGGAGAAUAUCCUGGAGACCAAGUGGGCUGCCCUGAAUCCAGGCUCUGGCUUCAAGAAGAAGAGUCUUCCGAAGAUACCCAUGAUAUUGGCAGGAAAUAAAUGUGAUCGAGACUUUAAAACUGUCCAGGUGGACGAGGUGAUGGGCUACAUUGCUGGCCAGGACAACUGCUGCACCUUUGUGGAGUGCUCGGCUCGUCAGAACUACCGCAUCGAUGACCUCUUCCACUCCCUGUUCACGGUCUCCAAUCUGCCGCUGGAGAUGACCCCGAACCAUCAUCGUCGGUUGGUCUCAGUGUUUGGAGCACCCUCGCCACUCCCACCUCAUGGAUCCGCGGUGGGCGGGACCAAGAAGAAUGCACUGUCCAUUAAGCGGAGAUUUAGCGAUGCCUGCGGGGUAGUGACCCCGAAUGCCCGGCGACCCAGCAUUCGCACCGAUCUCAAUCUGAUGAGAUCCAAGACCAUGGCUUUGAAUGAGGGUGAGGGAGUGAGAAAUCCCUCGCGUUGGAACCGCUGCGCCCUGAUGUAGACUUUAGCCAGGGCAGUGUGAUAGUAGUGAUGAGCGGAUCCUUCAGGGAUAUCAGGGUAAUCCCCGCAAAUGGAGCAGCAGCAGCAGCAGCAGCAGUAACUAAUUAUAAACGCAGCGUUUGGGUGAUUUCGAUAUUAUAGUGUAAAUACUCGUUUAGUCAGGACGCGGCAAGUGUGUUGAAACUAUUAAUUAAUUAUGCAUUUAGCACUCUCUCGCCAUCUCUGGACAAAGGCAAAACAGAAACCGCGCGAAAUGUACUUGUUUCAUAAUUAAAAUCUGAAGCGAUUUUUGCAUUUGCAAACCGAAACAGAAGCACCCACUCACCACCUCUGCCGCCUGCCCAAUGUCCAAACUGAAUAUUCCUAUGCACUUGAUGCUCAGUUUUUCCUCUUCAUUUUCCUAUUUUUAUUAUUCGAUUUCUAUUUAAUUGUAUUUAUUAUUCUAAUCGUUGUAAUUGCACAUUUACUCGACGCACACUCACAAAGAGAAACUUAAAACAGAGAAAAACUUAAACCAAAACGCAGAGGACAAUAAUGUUAAAACGUAUUCGGAAUUGCGGGAACCGUAAUUGUUAUUCAAAUUUAAUUUAUAGAUUUAACCAAUUGAAUUUACAUGAAUUUACAUUCAGCUUCUUUAAUGUUAUCGUUGAUUGUUGAACAAUUUGAAAUAUUUGACCAUUAGUAAGUCGUUCUGUUAAGGCACACACUCUACUCAAUCCACAAACUACAAACUACAAACUACUAACAAAAAUACCUUUCGAAAGAUUGCAUAUCAGCCAAAACUGGAACCGAAAUACACCGAAUCAAAACUAUUGAAAGGGAAUCUUGACCAACUUAACAUAACAACUAACUCUACUGUAACACUUGUACACCGAUCUAAGCGAAUCUAAGCCCAACUAUGGUUAACUAUGGAUAUGGAUAUAACUUAUAGGAUAAACACACACUUCUAGCGUUAAACCGAAUUUAUCAGAUCUGUUCUCGAUUCGAUAUCUGAGAUUAACAUUCUAGUAAGACGGAUUUCCAAUCGAGAACAGCUCCGUAAGUUUAGCAAAUUCGAGUUUCAGUCUAAACUAAGCAACAGCAACAAUUUUCGCGAGUUUAACAUUUAUCAAGUAUUAUCGAUAAUGGAAUUACAGAACAUAUGCGUUUCAUCGCGAAAUGGAACCAAGACCAAAUGAUUACUCUAGCUAUACUAACUACCAGCUAACCCAAUGUAUUAACUAACAAGUUAUUGAGAUUUCAAGCAUAUUUUAGGCAAUUAUCGUUAAUGUACAACUUAAAACUAAAAACCAAAAAAACAAAGUGCAAAUAUUUACAAAAUUCGCGUUGGGCCAAAGUGCACGAAUAUAAAUAAAUAUAAAUUAAAAUGAGGAUAAAACCCAAGAUUUGGGGGUUUUAUCCGACGAAGUUAAAUUGAUUUACGGUUAACCAUGAAAGCUAACUUUUUAAUGCUUUGGAUUUGCAUUAUUUAUUUACAUAUUAUGUAUAUUGCAAACGAUUGAAUAAUGAUUAAAUAAAAUUUAAAACA
Drosophila eugracilis is the source of this 3402-nucleotide messenger RNA. Its product is annotated as GTP-binding protein Rhes. Bases 589 to 1875 code for a protein of 428 amino acids. Lineage: Eukaryota; Metazoa; Arthropoda; Insecta; Diptera; Drosophilidae. The record is from RefSeq and is a predicted model, not a curated record. The transcript has 5 exons. Gene Ontology annotation, molecular function: GTPase activity; GTP binding.